Messenger RNA from Anopheles moucheti, 849 nucleotides. RefSeq lists its product as uncharacterized. NCBI's taxonomy places the organism in Eukaryota, Metazoa, Arthropoda, Insecta, Diptera, Culicidae. The transcript has 3 exons. The coding region runs from base 1 to 849 and encodes 282 amino acids. Gene Ontology annotation, molecular function: acyltransferase activity, transferring groups other than amino-acyl groups. The record is from RefSeq and is a predicted model, not a curated record.
AUGUCAACAGCGGCAAAUCUCCAGAAUAUUCCGUUGGAAGAGUUGGAUGAAUUGUGUGACCUGUACCGUGCCGAUUGGCCAAAGUAUGCCUAUACGUUCUACAUGCUGGAUAAUUUUUACAAUUGGCGUAACCAGGUACGAAAUGGAGAGGUGCAAGUGUUUACUGACCCCAAACGCGAUUGGCGAAUUACUGGAACUUUUGUACUGAAGGAUUGUAAGGAGCUGUUUUUCUACACCCUGGAAAACACGAUCGAUAGCUUGGAAAAGGUGCUGAGAACGGUUAUGAGUAGCUUGAGUGCAUCCUUUAGUAUGGUGUAUGAUUCUUGCUUUCGGGACAUGGUUGAACGCUCGGUGAGCUUACUCUCCCUUGUGAAGGAUAGCGAUGAACGAAUGGUGUGUUACCGACAGCUAGUACCAUAUGAAGAGCGUAAAGAUAUAUACAAUGAACCGCCACCCGAAUACCGCUUCAGUGCUUUGGACCCAGCGGAUAGUAUCGUCGUUGAACGACAGUGGGUGCAUAAUGAUCCGGUUUUUACGAAUCUACCAACACGCUUGAUCCAGCGUAAUCCAUCCCUGGGAGUGUACGACGCUAGCGAGCGGUUAGUAGCAUGGUGUUUGAUUGAUCAGACCGGAUCGUUGGCCAUAUUCCAAACAGUUCCCGACCAUCGGCGCAAGGGUUUGGGUCGAGCGAUUAUUGAACGUUUUUCGAAGCAACUUCACGAGAGAGGCCAACUGCCACAGGCGUAUGUCGUGGAGAGCAAUGUGGCUUCACGUAGUUUAUUCCUGAGCUUGGGAUUUAAUGCUGUCGAACUGUGGUAUUGGACAAAGGUUCACAAACUGGUGUCGUAA